Molecule: messenger RNA, 1360 nt
Organism: Pecten maximus
Lineage: Eukaryota; Metazoa; Mollusca; Bivalvia; Pectinida; Pectinidae
Product: meprin A subunit beta-like
Exons: 8
Coding region: 170-1270 (366 amino acids)
Biological process (GO): proteolysis
Cellular component (GO): membrane
Molecular function (GO): metalloendopeptidase activity; zinc ion binding
Source: RefSeq, a predicted model, not a curated record
AUCAUAUUUUUCCUUAUAACAUUAAAUCAAUAUAACUUUUAUCAUAUUUUUUCUUAUAACAUGAAAUCAUUAUCACUAUUACCAUGUUUGUCCGUAUAACUCAUUCUCUUGUUUUACUCGACAGUUAAGAAAUGUUUUGAAUGACAAAAACAAAUUAUGGGAGCGGGAGAUGCUGAUUUAUCAGAUGAGCAGUCUUAUCGACGCCUCCCAGAUCAGUGUGAUAGAGCAGUCGAUGCGAGAGAUAGAAAGUGACGUUAGCACGGACAGCGGUAACUGUAUCACUUUCCAGGAAAAAGAGGGAGCCUUCCGUGACCGGCAUGACUUCGUGUAUAUAACGCUGGCGAGCGAUGGUUGGUGUAGAACAGAUAAUGUGGGGAUGGUUGGAGGACGACAGAAACUUUACCUCACAAGCGACUGUAUGUACAAACGGGAGAUCAUGUCUCUACUGUUGGUCACUUUGGGUUUGUACCAUGAGCACCAGAGACCAGACAGAGACCAGUACAUAGAUGUACACAUGGACAACGUACAGAAUAUUGCAAGAGCAUCGUUUGUGAAGAUACCUGCAGGCGCAACAGACCUACUAGGGUUUCCUUAUGACUUUGACUCCAUCACACAUUUCGGUCCUUAUUCCUACGCCAACAAUCCAAGAUUUCCCACAAUCACCACGAACGUUUCUGACGUUAGCUUCGGUAUUGAACACAGGCUCAGCUAUCAUGACGUUCUCAAAGUGCAGACACUCUACAUUUGUGGCCACGAUACAUCACACAUCACCAACAGCCCAGCAUUUGCUGUAAACUGCAACUUCGAGAACAUCCUAUGUAACCUUGCCGAUGAUUACAAAGACGAUUUCAAAUGGAUCAGGCAAAACGCUGGCCUAGGUUCUAACGGACCCUCAGCUGACCAUUCCAGUGGAGGCGGAUACUACCUGUACUCCAACGGAACAGGAAAUUACAACAAAACAUCUCGACUGUUGUCAGCGAGGGAGAUACCACCAGGGGAGUACUGCAUCGCCAUGCACUACUUUAUUGUCGGCGACAAUGCGGCGACCUUGAUCGUGAGGUCAUAUGAUUACGUCAAUGACACAGAGUCGACGUUGUCAACUCGGACAGCAAACGUUGGGAGCAAUGUUGACGGUGGUUGGUUCCAGUACAGGACUUACUACAAACAAAUGGCCCAUAAGUGGAGAGUACAGAUAGAAUGUUAUAUCGAAAACGAGGCUGGUGGCGCAGCAAUCGAUGACGUUCAGAUCUACCCCGGAGUCUGUUCCUAGACUUCUGACUCCUUCGGCUAAUCCAUUGCUUGUAAUGAAACAUAUUAGAGUUCCAUUUAUUUUUGAAUAAAUUCUUUUCUGAAGAAACCA